Morone saxatilis (striped sea-bass) is the source of this 2051-nucleotide messenger RNA. RefSeq names its product glucocorticoid induced 1a (gene glcci1a). Gene Ontology annotation, biological process: podocyte development. Gene Ontology annotation, cellular component: cytoplasm. NCBI's taxonomy places the organism in Eukaryota, Metazoa, Chordata, Actinopteri, Moronidae. The record is from RefSeq and is a predicted model, not a curated record.
CCCAUGGUCCAACCUCUGCUGUCAGUAGUUGUUAAACUGACAACUGGAAACUGUGGUAAGGGAGUUAGGAGUUGCGAAAACGACAACAAAGACCAAUUGGACAAAGUACCGCGGAAAUAUUGAUGUAACUAUGCAGACAGUGAACAGGACACUGUGUUUGUACUUAGAGACACGCAGUAGAAAUGUAGCAUCGCAGAAAUGCAAAGUGCAGACAGCUUGGGACUGACUGGACGUCGGGAAUUAACUUAAGAAACUUUGGUGGCAAACUGUUAUGGUGGCGUAUAGGUCGUCUGUCGAAAAACAAGUCAGUUAGACAGGGGCCUAUUUAACAGGACUUUGUACUUUUACAACUCAUAUUGUUGCAUAAACAACACUAUAAACUGAACGUGGCUGAUUAUGUCAGCGUCAACAGCCGAGGCCAGCUCAUCCCAGCAGCGGGUUAAACAGAGCGGCUCCCCGACAGCCCCCUGCCCCUCCUGUAGCAACAACACCACCGCGGUCCGUUUGCAGCCUAUCCGCGCCACGGUGCCGUACCAGCUUUUGCGUGGAAAUCAGCACAGCCCAACCCGCUCCGUUUCCUCCUCCUUCUCAGUAGCUGGGAGCAACAUAGGUCCAACGACGUCCCGUUGCUCCAGUCCCGCCAACCCGGGUGGAAGCGGCUCGGACGGUAGGCUGGUCCCCAGGCAGAGGCUUUCGCCGCCGGACAGCAGGAGCUCACCAGAACGCCCAUCACUGUCGUCUCUAUCCAAAGUUGAAAGGACAAAACCCCAGCAGGUGCGGGGCUCGGGGGCUAUUUGGCGGACUUCAUCCUUGGGCACUAUCACUGGGCCCUACCUCACCGGGCAGUGGCCUCGUGACCCCCAUGUGCGCUACCCAUCUUGUAUGAAAGAUAAAUCCACACAGACUCCUGGAUGUUGGAGUGAGGAAACAAGAGAGAAGAGGAGCACCCACCAGCGCUCUGCGUCCUGGGGCAGCGCCGACCAGCUCAAAGAGACAGUGGAAGCAGCUCACCCCUGCCCAAGUUUGCCUCCUCGCCCAAACCCAACAACAGUUACAUGUUCAAGCGAGAGCCGCCAGAGGGCUGUGAGAAGAUUAAAGCUUUUGAGGAGAUGAGCUCCAGGCAGUCCACAUCGGCGUCGGUCCCCCUCUUCUCCUGCCCUGACAAAAACAAGGUCAACUUCAUCCCGACGGGCUCGGCCUUCUGCCCUGUCAAACUCCCCGGCUCCCUGCACCUCACCCCGGCUUCAGAGCCCGAGGAGGAUGAGGACAUCGCAGAGGUGGGCUCCGUCUCAGAGCUCCAGGGGGCCACAUCGCUGUAUGGCGCCCCCACUCAGGUCUCCACGAGCACCAGCACAGAAGACCCCCUGGAGGAGCCUGACUCGCCCUCAGAGACUGCAGACCCCCAGACAGACAGCCCGGCCAUCAGCUAGACCUGAGCAGAGCUGGCCUCUGGCUCCGGAUCCCACGCUAGCGACCACCGACCAUCGCCACUGACUGCCCCACCAACACCUCCCUCUGCUCUGCCAGGGGAGCCUCCGUCUCUCUGUGCUGACCCCCUCCACCCCACCCUAUCUCUGCAUGACGUAGCAACAAUGUCCCGAAUAACCACCACCGCCACCACAAAGACUCGCCACCUUAAUGUUCUGUCCUGCAUAAUGUCUGAGCUGUUGAUGGCAGGGAAGGACCUGAUGGUUAAAGGUUAUCAUAUGCAGGCAUUGGAGGGAAGAAUGGAGCACUAUGGAUGGGGGUAGGGGCAUGCAUUUUAAACUGGUAGUAUGUUUCUGAUUAAAUUAUGUGUUGUGUUCUGUUUCAACAUUCACAGUAUGAAUAAGCUCUCUAAACAUAUAUAUACACAUAUAUCUCUAUGAAAAAGAAAAAUGCUUGUGUAAAAAAAAAAAAAAAAAUCCCAAACUGUGUAUUGCUGUGUUAUGUACCGGACAGGAAAAACAGCUGUACUAUUCAGGAUUAUGUUUACACUAUCCAGGUCACAUUGUUAAACCCUCUCUAAAAACAAAUGCAAUGAGAGAACAAUUCGGCAAAGAGAAAAAAAA